AUGCCAUCCACCCCCCGCGCAGGGCUGGAGGCAGAGGCAAGCGUGGCUGCGCUUCCAACGCAGCCCCCAGGGACGCCGCUGGGCCGGAGGAACCCGCAGCUGCACUUCCCGCAGGUUGCGGGGGGCGAGCUGCGCCCGUCACUCCUCACGCGUCUGCGGCAGGGCGACGCGCGGGCCCCCGGCACGCCGGACGGGGCGCCGUCGGGGGCGGCCGGGGGGAUGGUGGGGCGGCGGGCAGGCCUGGCGCCGCACGAGACACCGACGCCCGCCUCCGCAAGGGACAAGCGCCUGCCGGCGACCCCGAAUUCGGUGACGCUGCGCGGGUCGUUCGCGGGCCCGGCGUCGGCCGUCCCCGGCAGCGCCCCGAGACUUGUCACCGCCCCCGGCACCCUGCUCGGCGGUACGGAGGGGCAAAAGGCAGAGACGAGAGCAAAAAGCAGCCGACAACCCCCUGCCAUAAGCGUGCGGCAGACAACGACGUCGCUGCUGCGCAUCUUGGGCGAGGCGAAUGCCGCUCGCAACGUGUCACCCGCGCGCGCGUCUUCUUCGCACACCACGAAGGCCGCCUCCUCACAAGAGCUGUCAACACCGCCCGGUGUUCAGCCCACGAAGGAGGCCGCGCAGCCCAAGAAGAAGAAGAAGAAGAAAAAAGGCCAAAAACAUGCAAAGAUGCUGCCCAAGACGCAGCUGAUGGAUCAGCCGGGAAGGGAAACCACGGAGACGGCUUCCGCGUCCGCCACGCAAGAGGCAGUCCUUUCCACCCCAACGACGACGAGCAAUGACAGCAAAAUGACUUUUGACACUCCCUUGCCGAGCAUGCAUGUUCCCUUUCACGGCGGCUCGUUUGGGGGUAAGGCCGUGCUUAUUGUGCCGUCGUCGUCGUCGUCGUCGUCGUCAGGGUACGACGUGGCGAGGAGUAGUGCCAUUGCGGCAGCAAAGCCGAACACGUCCAAGAAGAGACGUGGACACCCUACCACUUUCAAAAUGAACGGUGCAAAGGGCUUGGUUGGUGUCCCGUCGGUGCCUGCCCCAACGCAUGCGCCGGGAGACUCUACUACGGGAGCGAGUGUAAACAACCGAGGCCAGAGCUGUGGCACCGCCGCUGCAGCCUCGCUUAAGGGGACUUUUCAUUUCCCACGUUCCUCCCUGGAGUCCCCCACGGUGGCGCCGCGGGGCGCCGCCGCAACCGUGGCCUUCUCGGAACCCUCAGCUCUGCACUCUAGCGCGACGGAAAGCGGUGGUGGUGCCUCUGACUCUCCCGCACUUGCACAGGCGCCAACGUCACUUCAUCGUGCUGCGGACUCCGCCCCAAGCAACGGCGGAGGCACCACAUCGCGCAAGGCGGCAACUGCAGACAACGCGGUAGAUGACCCCAAGAAGGGCAUGAAGGCUGGCGCGCCGCAGCAUUCAUCCAUUCCGGGAGCGAGGGAGGGGACUGCCAGUCCGCAGCAGCAGCAACCACCAAACCUGUUAGCGGCUGGGACGCAUUCCCCGUCGGACCCUCCGCCGUCGUUAGUGGCAGUCAAAAACACGCCGUUGAAUGUGACGAGCACCGAUGAGAAACGGAGUGGGAUCCACGGCCCAGGAAGUAGAACAAGUGAAACCGCGCAGGAGAAGGGAAAAAAGGCCAACUCCUUCUCACCGCAGCCCAUCUUGACGUCAGGGCGGAGCGAGGGUGAAGUGGACAAGAUGCCUCCCCGCAGCUUGCUUAGCAGCCUCGCGCCAGAGCCGGCCCUCGAUUCUCACCGUGGUGAGGUUUGGUCAACGGAAGCCUUCCCUGCCGCAUUGAUGUCGAACUAUGCAACGCCCUGGCACAACGGGAGGGCGGACGCCAGCGAUGUUUCGCACGCCGCUCCAUCCCUGUCUCAGUAUAUUCACAUGGCAGAGGCAGACCUUUCUGGGACGACGCUCAGCGUCAUUGGGCCUCAUCUUUCCAUGUCUCGAACACUCCGCGUCAUCAAUUUAAAGGCUUGUACGACUGACGAAGAGGGACUGCGAGGAUUGGCUGAGAUUCGAACGUUACAGGUUCUCUGCGUCUCACAUAUGCGGCACCUGCACUCCCUGCGGCCACUCAUUCAGCGCUGCAAUGGCCUUUUUGCGGGGAUAGAAGAGAUUGACGCGCAGUGCACUCCCCUACAAAAUGCCGGGAUUGCCGGCGUGGAGUGGAUGCAACGACUGCGUCGACUCUGCUUGAGCAUGACGCGUGUAACCGACGUCACGUCUCUUUCAGCCAGCCGCUCGCUGGAGGAGCUGAUUAUGACGGGAACGCCUCUGAGGGGUGAGGGGAUUCUUGGGCUAGAAAAGAUACCGACGCUGCGGACGCUCGACCUCAGUCGCACCAAAGUUCAGGCGCUGCGUGAGCUCUACAGGUCAAGGUCGCUGGAGAAUUUGAUCUUGUAUUCGUGCAAAGUAACCAACGAGGAUGUGCGUCUCCUUGCGCAGAUGCCGCGGUUGAAGACGCUCGAUGUUAGCACAACCAAAGUAAGGGAUCUUUCCAGGUUGAGUGAAAGCCCUUCGCUAAAGCGGCUAACCGCCCAGUGGCUAAGCUUGCUCAACUGCAGAGGUGCCAUUGCUCCCCAGCAUUCCUUUCGCAAUGAAGAGGCGCAUGCAAGUCCAUCCCUUGAAAAUAAAGAUUUCUGCCGUAAAGAUUCAUGGUCGCCUGCCUGUUUGCAUGGACGCUUUAACGACAUCGACACGGAGGCUGGAUUCCGUGGCUUAGCGAGCAUUCCUACACUCGAGCACGUGGACCUUUCCUACUGUGCCAUUCAGAGCGUAAAAUCAUUAUUCCAUAGUAAAUCCAUCAAGGAGUUGAUAUUGCGCCGCACGCUUGUCGAUAAUGACGGUAUCGAAGGUAUUCAGAAUAUGCGGUCAUUGCAGAAACUUGUGAUUAACAACACCACAGGCACCUUCUACGUGGAUGAGGGUUUUCUGCUGAGUUCCGUGACGGGUGUCCUUGUCCUUGUAACGGAGCUUUCAAAUGCGUUAAACCUGGUCGUCCUUGACCUUUCCUUUACGGAUGUCUACGAUCUUCGCAUGCUCGCCGCGCUCCCCCACCUUCAGGAGCUAUACCUUGUGGAGACACUUGUUACCGUGGACGGGAUACGUGGAGUUGAGAGGAUUCCCACACUGCGCAUAUUAGAUCUCUCUCAGACAAGUGUUGCCUCCCUGCAAUUUCUCUCCGCCGGCUGUAAAAAGCUAAAACAACUCUUCCUAAGGUCAAACCGUAAUGUGCGCGGGUUUUGCAUUGGCAACCUGCACGCCCUCCCCUCUCUUGAGCUGUUGGAUGUCAGUGACACCGUUGUGGAGGACAUUCGAAUGCUUUUCCACCCCACAUAUUGUUUGAAGCAUCUCAUUUGGCGCUGGGGGGAGCGGCGGGACGUGCGAGGCCCCAUUGAACCACUCCCGCCUUGGGUGAAGACACCGGUACUCGACGGGAUUGAGUUGAUGCCGAGGCUGGAGGUGGUAGACAUCACAAAUGCCGACGUUCGCGCUGUGGGCUUUCUCUCCAAAGCGAGGUCGCUGAGGCGGCUAAAUCUGUCGCGGUGUAGGGCGCUGAGUAACGGCGGCAUUUUGGGGCUAGAGUGCAUUGGCACCCUCGAGGAGCUUGACCUUAGUCACGUGUCAGGCAUCACGGAUGUUAGUUGUCUCGCCAGCUCGCCCAUGCUACGUGAGCUGCGGCUUGGAUGGACCGGGGUCACGCUGGAGGGGCUGCGUGGCGUCAGGGCGAUGCCGACGCUGAAGUUGCUUGACCUCACUGCCACACCGGCGGAGGCCGCGGCGGGGCGCAAAGGUGGAGGGUGUGUGGCACUGGCUUGCGGUCUCGACAACUACAGUCCUUGGGGGGCGCGGCUGCCUGACGCCGCAACCCAGUUAACGGAGGCCAGCGCCCCGCCGGUGCUGCUGCAGAAAUGCCGAGCACGGCGCGUCUCGUUCCUGGUGUGA
Trypanosoma conorhini is the source of this 3942-nucleotide messenger RNA. RefSeq lists its product as uncharacterized. The coding region runs from base 1 to 3942 and encodes 1313 amino acids. The transcript has a single exon. NCBI's taxonomy places the organism in Eukaryota, Euglenozoa, Kinetoplastea, Trypanosomatida, Trypanosomatidae. The record is from RefSeq and is a predicted model, not a curated record.